AUGGGUUCUUCUCACUCUGUCACCUCUAAGCCUGACGGCUACUACGGCCUCCAGGCCAUCAGCGCCCACGCAGUUCGCCUCUGUGGCCCGUCAUACUAUCCUGAAGACGUCCUUGAUCUUGCGCAGGGCCAGCAAGACCGAUUCCACGGCAUCUUCGACGAAGAAGACGAGGCUCGCUACGCCAUAGAGCGUGGUUGGGAGAUGGAGAAGUACAAGGCAACGCAAACACUUACCGGUCGAGAAUUGCGCCAUUCCCUCCGCGAUAUGGAUCGUGAGAUGGCCCACCAGCUCCGAGUCAGUUUGAACAAGUUCCGCCGCCGCAAGCAACGCGCACUUGACCAGUUCAAGUAUGAAUGGAAGCAGGAUGAUGAAGCCAGAAGUUAUCCUUACUGGGGCAAGGGUCUUUACUGCUAA
Molecule: messenger RNA, 414 nt
Organism: Colletotrichum graminicola M1.001
Lineage: Eukaryota; Fungi; Ascomycota; Sordariomycetes; Glomerellales; Glomerellaceae
Exons: 1
Coding region: 1-414 (137 amino acids)
Source: RefSeq, a predicted model, not a curated record